Molecule: messenger RNA, 389 nt
Organism: Notothenia coriiceps (black rockcod)
Lineage: Eukaryota; Metazoa; Chordata; Actinopteri; Perciformes; Nototheniidae
Product: cadherin-15-like
Exons: 2
Biological process (GO): adherens junction organization; cell-cell adhesion mediated by cadherin; calcium-dependent cell-cell adhesion
Cellular component (GO): membrane; catenin complex; adherens junction
Molecular function (GO): calcium ion binding; beta-catenin binding; cadherin binding
Source: RefSeq, a predicted model, not a curated record
AUACCCAUGCGGUGCUUCAGCCCCUCGUGGACCUGGAGGCAGGAGAGUACGUGGUCACAGUGUUUGUGUCGGACUCUGGCAGCCCAGUGCUGAGCGCGUAUUCUCAGGUCAAUGUGACCGUAUGUCGCUGUGACUCCUUUGGAGAUUGUAAAUCGGAGGCAGGGGCUUUCGUUGGAUCCAGUGUGGGAAUAAACUUCAUCGCUCUGAUCAUCAUCAUGGCCAGUAUUGCACUCCUCCUGUUGCUGCUGCUGCUGACUGUGGCGGUGACUUCCUGUGGGAGACGUCACCAUAUCAAGAAAGGGACAGGUCUGCUUGUCGGGGAAUCAGAAGAUGACAUCCGUGACAAUGUCUUCAUCUAUGAUGAGCAAGGAGGUGGGGAGGAAGACGAG